Molecule: messenger RNA, 1548 nt
Organism: Emericellopsis cladophorae
Lineage: Eukaryota; Fungi; Ascomycota; Sordariomycetes; Hypocreales; Bionectriaceae
Product: putative D-arabinono-lactone oxidase-like protein
Exons: 1
Coding region: 1-1548 (515 amino acids)
Cellular component (GO): mitochondrion; membrane
Molecular function (GO): FAD binding; D-arabinono-1,4-lactone oxidase activity
Source: RefSeq, a predicted model, not a curated record
AUGGACCCGCUCGUGGUCGCUGCGCUGGACCGUCGUGCCAGCGAUGGCGUGCCCUUUCGCGCCCGCGCCCAUCACACCCACCACACCUGGGCGCAUACCUUUUCCUCCCGCCCCGAGCUCUACAUUCAACCGCGCACACUCGCCGAGAUUGAAAAAGUCGUCGACCUCGCCCGAACAUGCCGCAAACGACUGACCGUCACGGGCUGCGGCCACUCGCCCUCUAACAUGACCUGCACGUCGAGCUGGCUCGUCAACCUGGACCACUUUAACACGGUACAUGCAGUGGAUCAGGAGACGGGCAUCGUGGUCGUCGACAGCGGCAUACGGCUGUACACGCUAUGCGACGAGCUUGAUCGCCAUAGACUCGCCAUGCCCAACCUUGGCAGCAUCAACGAGCAGUCCAUUGCCGGCGCCAUCUCGACCGGCACCCACGGCAGCAGUGCUCGCCACGGCCUCAUGUCCGAGGACAUUGUCGCCCUCAAGAUCACCCUCGCCUCGGGCGAGACGCUCUCCUGCUCGGCCACCGAACGACCUGACCUGUUCCGCGCGGCGACCCUCUCGCUCGGUGCAUUGGGUAUUAUCACGCAGGUGACCAUACGCGCGACGCCCGCCUUCAAGCUCCAGUGGACGCAGACCAUUGAUACGGACUACAAGAUCUUCGAGGCCUGGCACGACGAGCUCUGGAAACAGAGUGAGUUUGUGCGCGUCUGGUGGAUGCCCUACUCCAGGAGAGCUGUCGUAUGGCAGGCGGACAAGACGGACAGGCCCGAGUCACCGCCCAGGUACAACUGGUUCGACGGGUCCAUUGGCUACCACAUCUUCCACAACCUCCUCGCGCUCAGCCAUUACAUCCCGUCCAUCCUCCCGACCGUCGAGCGCUUUGUCAUGGGCAUGCAGCACGGGUUCCGGAACGGCAGCAGCUUCUCGGCUGUGCAGACGUCGGGCCAAGCGCUGCUGAUGAACUGCCUGUACUCGCAGUACGUCAACGAGUGGGCGCUGCCUCUUCAUCGCGGACCAGAGGCCCUCCGUAGAUUGUCGAGCUGGUUGAACCACCUGACACCGGAGGAUCCGGACUACGUCCCCCACAACAUCCCCAUCUCGGCCGAUGGCCUCUACGUGCAUGCGCCGCUCGAGGUCCGCGUCAGUGAUACGAGUAUUACCACCUCUCCCAGGCCGUACCUCGACCCUACCGUGCAUGAUGGACCCACGCUGUAUCUCAACGCAACGCUCUACCGGCCGUACCAUCUGGAUCCUCUGUGUCGGGAACGUUUUUACGCUGGGUUCGAGCAUCUGAUGCACGAGAUGGGCGGACGGCCUCACUGGGCCAAAAAUUUCACCACGACGCGAGUUGAGAACGAGAUUAUGUUUGGCAAAGGAUUGGAGGAAUGGAGACGGGUGCGACGAGAGUGUGAUCCGGAGGGCAUGUUUGUCGGCCCGUGGCAUAGGGAGCGCGUGCUGGAGGACGGACCCAGACUGGCCUUUGAAGAGGUUGAGGUGAGGAGACAAAAGGGCAAGGACGGCAGUGUCCUGAUGCACGGUGAAGUCUGA